AUGAGCGACGACACAGAAACACCGACUACGCUCUCGCGACGCGCAUCCUCAAAAUCUUCCACGCGCAAACACCCCACCGCCGCCCUCGCCCCUCCAGACGCUGCGUCGUCCGCCGAAGCCAUCGCACUCCAACGGCGUGCCCUCGAAGCUUCAGCAACCUAUGGCCGCGGGGCCCCCAUUCGUACACGCAGCGUCAAAGAUAGGAAGCUACGCUCGAACCUGCGGGCGCUAGAAGCCAAAUACCGCAAUGCCUCGCUCAAAGCCAAGGAUGCCGAGAUCCUCAACGAGCACGACUCAGGCUUCAUACAGCCCGAGGGUGAGCUAGAGCGGACAUACAAGGUGCGACAAGAAGAUGUCCGAGAGGCUGUGGGCGUCGAAACAGCGAAGAAAGGCUUUGAGUUGAGGCUUGAAGGCCUAGGGCCGUAUGUGAGCGACUACACGCGGAACGGGAGGGAGUUGCUGCUUGCGGGCAGAAAGGGACAUGUGGCGACGAUGGACUGGAGGGAUGGGAAACUGGGCUGUGAACUGCAUCUCGGGGAGACGGUCAGGGAUGCGAAGUGGCUGCACAACAACCAGUACUUUGCGGUUGCGCAGAAGAAGAGCGUUUACAUUUAUGGGAGAGAUGGCGUGGAGUUGCAUAAUUUGCAGAAGCAUGUCGAAGUCAGGCAUAUGGAGUUCUUGCCGUAUUUCUAUUUGCUAGCUACGGUGGGCAACGCCGGCUAUCUCAAAUACACCGACACCUCAACCGGCGCCACAGUCGCCGAGACCCCCACCCACCUGGGCCAACCAACCUCCAUGACGCAAAACCCCUACAACUCCAUCAUCAACAUCGGGCACCAAAACGGCACCGUAACACUCUGGUCGCCCAACACAACUGAACCCCUCGUCAAGAUCCUUGCGCACCGUGGCCCCGUCCGCGCAAUGGGUAUCGACCGCGAGGGCCGCUACAUGGUCUCCGCGGGUGCCGACAGCCGCAUGGCCGUCUGGGACCUGCGCAUGUACAAGGCUGUGCACAACUACUUCCUGCGGCGGCCCGGGUCUUCGGUCGCGAUCAGCGACAGGGGCUCGGCGGCUGUGGGGUGGGGCACGCAGGUAUCUGUGUGGCGUGGGCUGUUCGAUAAAGCGGCCGCGGAUCAGGAGAAGGCGCAGGCGCCGUAUAUGGCUUGGGGAGGCGAGGGGAGGGCUAUUGAGCGUGUAAGGUGGUGUCCGUUGGAGGACGUGCUGGGCGUGAGCCAUGACCAGGGUUUCUCGAGCUUGCUGGUGCCUGGCGCGGGAGAACCGAACUACGAUGCCCUGGAAGUGAAUCCGUACGAGACGGUCAAGCAGCGCCAGGAAGCGGAAGUCAGAACACUGCUGCACAAGCUGCAGCCGGAGAUGAUCUCGCUGGACCCGAACUUCAUCGGCAACAUCGACCUUGCGAGCCACGAGACGCGGAUGCGGGAGAGGAAUCUAGAUCGCAAGCCGGAGGAUAUAGUCGAGAAGUUGAAGAACAGGGGGCGUGGCAAGAAUAGCGCAUUGAGGAAGCAUCUGAGGAAGAGGGGGCAGAGGAAUGUUGUGGAUGAGACGAGAAUGAGGUUGGAGGCCGCAAAGAAGGCGCAGAAUAGCAGGGAUAUGACCAGCUUGAAGAGGCAGAGGGAGGAAUACGGACCUGCGUUGGCGAGAUUUGCUAGGAAGGCGCCUUGA
Molecule: messenger RNA, 1683 nt
Organism: Coniosporium apollinis CBS 100218
Lineage: Eukaryota; Fungi; Ascomycota; Dothideomycetes
Exons: 2
Coding region: 1-1683 (560 amino acids)
Biological process (GO): maturation of SSU-rRNA from tricistronic rRNA transcript (SSU-rRNA, 5.8S rRNA, LSU-rRNA)
Cellular component (GO): 90S preribosome; small-subunit processome; nucleolus
Molecular function (GO): protein binding
Source: RefSeq, a predicted model, not a curated record